AUGAUAGAGUACAUUACUGGGAAAUUAGCCAGAGAUUGGCGAACGCCUAAUUAUAUGCUUGUAGUACAUCCUGAAAUAGAUUUAACAUCCGAAACUGAUUAUGUAGCGACGUAUUUGAUCAGGCAUGGAAAAAAGGAUAUAACAGCUAUUCAGAAAAAACUUGGUAUUAAUAGUAAUACGUUAAAGCAAAUAGAACACAAGCCCGAUGGAAAAACACUCGCUGAUUCAUAUAAGUUGCUAUUAUAUUUGGUAGGAGAUUUAAUAUUGAUACAAAAAAAUCUUGACAUUGAUGGCAACCCCAUUCUGGCAGUGAAAUAUAAUAAUAUGGCAAAUCAAAACAAUAGAGAUUCUUCCAAUUUGUCACUUUCGAAAUUAUUUAAUUUGCUUUUAUACUUGGAAGAGGAUAUAAACACAAUUCAGGAAGAACUUGAUAUUGUUGAUUAUACUAAUGAAGAAAUAGCAGAAGAAGCUGAUAAAAAUGUGAAAGUGUACCUCCAAAAAUUUGAGAAAUUUCAUGAUCCCUUAGAAGAUAAUCUAGGUAAAAAAUUUUGGUUUACUGGUGAGGGAAUACCAUUAUUUCCAAAUGUCUCUCCUCAACAAUUGCAUGAAAUUUUCGUCAAAAAAUCAGCUAGUGCCAAUCAGUACCCAUCUGGAGGCUGUCGAAUAUCCUGA
Messenger RNA from Ambispora gerdemannii, 672 nucleotides. The record is from the annotation of a GenBank genome assembly. Lineage: Eukaryota; Fungi; Glomeromycota; Glomeromycetes; Archaeosporales; Ambisporaceae.